Ipomoea nil (Japanese morning glory) is the source of this 2052-nucleotide messenger RNA. RefSeq lists its product as uncharacterized. The record is from RefSeq and is a predicted model, not a curated record. The transcript is spliced from 4 exons. NCBI's taxonomy places the organism in Eukaryota, Viridiplantae, Streptophyta, Magnoliopsida, Solanales, Convolvulaceae. Bases 336 to 1862 code for a protein of 508 amino acids.
ACCAAGAAGCCGUUACGCCAAUAAAGAAAUGGGUUUUCUCCUUUUCUCCUCCCUGGGGCAUUUUUUUCCUUCAAAAAUUUGAAUCAGGUUGCCCUUCUGAUUCAAUUCGAUCAUCAUUUUCUUGGGGAUUAGGGAGGGAGAGUUACCGUUUCUUGGUUGUCAUCAUUUUUUCUUCAAAAAUAUCAUUUGAUUAGGAUCUUUUUUCUUCUUCUUCUUCUCCUUCUUGUAGUUGUUGUUGUCCUAGUCAGAUUGUUGUUGUAUCAGAUGUGUGAUAGGCAUUUUCUGUCUCAUCUCUCCUUUUUUCAGGUGUUGUAGGUUGUAGAGUGGUGGUUGCUAUGGCUGAGGGUGGGGGGGUAUCAUCACAAGUUGAUAUAGCUUCUUUGAAAGAAACACUUUGUGCACAGCAAAAGCUUCUCCAGAGUCUUUACGGCGAAUUGGAUGUGGAAAGGGAAGCGUCGGCUAGCGCAGCUAGCGAGGCGUUGUCGAUGAUAUUGCGUCUCCAGGGGGAGAAGGCGACGGUGCAGAUGGAGGCGGAGCAAUACAAGAGGUUGGCGGAGGAAAAGAUGUGCCAUGCCGAGGAAGCGUUGGCGAUUUUUGAAGACCUUAUCUUUCAGAAGGAAAUGGAGAUAGCUGCACUAGAUUAUCAGGUGCAGUCUUACAAGUACAAGCUGAUGAGCUUGGGCUGUGCUGAUCCUGGGGGCACCACCGAGAUCAAAUUCCCCGAGCAUUUGUUGCAGUUGAACGAGAGUGUAAUGGGAGAUGCGGGUCUUCAGAGCCUCUCGAGGAGGAACUCUUUUCCCGUGUUUCCUCUCAAGUUAAGGAGGAGUGCUAAUGGAAGAGAGAACUCUCCUAGCCCCGAGGUUGAGUUCGGCUCAAAGUUAGUCGAUGAGCGUGAGCAGAUAUGCCACGAGAUGAUGAUGAUGAACGAACCCCCUCAUAGUUCUUCAGAUUAUGUGGAGAAAAAAACCGAGACCUAUGCUGCCGGGGGCAUCACUUCAUACUGGGAACAGAUUAGAAAAUUAGACGAACGAGUGAAAUUGAUAGCGGGAGUUGGAGUUGGAGUUGGAGCUGGAGCGGGACCAUCAAUUCACACGAAUUUUAGGCGUGAAACGAGGUCUCCCUCACCGUUCUCCUCUCUAAGAGGCUCUACUUGUGAUCUAACAAGAUUAGGGGGCGGAGGAGGAGGCGAUAUGGAUCGAAGUAUUAAGUAUCCGGGAAGUACUUCCGAAAAUGAAAACAAUACAGAUUUCCCUCGCUCCCCGAAUGUCCUUGAUGUUUUUGAAGUUCCUCAAACCGACGAUGAAAUCCCAAUGCCGCCUAUAAGAAACGAGGGAAAGCUUACUUUGCAGCAGGAUUGCAAUACGAGGCUUGAAAAACCGGAUUCUCUCCCAAAGGACUCCUUAAAUUUAUCCGAGAAAGAUAAAAGGGAUUUGCUCAAGAGACUGCUCGCAUUUCCUCCUCGUCGUCAAGACAACAAUGCACGAAGAUUCAGCGAAGGAGGGUCAACAUCUGUUCUUAACAUAAAUUUCGAAAACGUUCAUCAGCCCACAACAUCAAGCGGUAACGCUCACGAUUCACAAACGCACGAGCCGCUUCCUCAGCCCGAUAGGCCAUCUGAGAUAAUCGAGGCCGAGAGAGAAUCAUCACCACCACCACCCUCCUCCUCCUCCUCCUCCUCCUCCUCCCCCUCGUCCCCCAAUAGGGAAGUAGAAUUGCUCAACUUGUUACAUGAGAUCAAAGCACAACUUAAUUCGUUGCACACCGAGGUUACUGAUUUGAAAACCAACAAGUCUUCUUCAUCUGAAGCCAACGAGCUAUCCCUAGCUUCUCUCAAGGAGGCAAUGGUUUACUUUUGGCUCUGAUAUAGUGAGCUAAAACCGCCCACCAAAGCAGAUGGAUCGCUGGAAAAGCCAUAGAAACGGGUUGCUGGUUAUUGAGGUUGCAAUCAUGUAUGUUCAUUACAAUGACUCUCUUCUCUCUAUUAAUAGGGGCAGGAUGUAUAUGAUGUAAAGCCUGUGUGCCCAAUUUUUUUUUUUUUUUUUUUUUUUUUUU